CUCACAUCGUCGCAUCAUCCCUGGCCUUUUCUUCGUCGUCUCUCAUGCGUCGUCGCACCCACAACAAAGCUCGCUGCUAGACGCUUACCGCCUCACUUGCCACCCACUUUCGCUCGCUCGUGCUCUCUCGCGAAUCAUCACCACUCCAGCCAAUCGGGGCGGAACACUCACCGGGACUCAGCAGGAAAAAGUAGAAGCAAAGGGAAAAAGGUCGACUGACCGGCACGAUGACUUCAAGACCAAUGCAGUUUGGUCCCGAGUGGAUGCGCAAGGCAUCUUCAGGCUCUACCAAGCCAGGCGCACCCACCGCAGCAACAACCGGAGGGGUCGCCACAGGUGCUCAGACUCAAGGAGGAACAGUACCGAACGGAUCCAGUCGCACAAGCUCCUCUGCCAGCGCCGGCGCUGGCACGGGCGCCUCGGGCUUGGAGCCGAAAGCAGGGCUAUCCUCAACAGGCAGUGGCAUUCUCAGCCCGAGCUUUGCCUCUCCCGGCGCUUUCUCCUUUGCUGCAGCAGCGAGCGGCGCAGGGAGCCAUCACAGCGCAAGUGGCAGUGCAGCACUUGGCAAUGUUCUUGCUUCGGCCGCUCCGAACGGCGCCAUCGGCAUCGGUGCUGGUGCUGCUGCUGCUGCUUCGGGUGGCACCUCUGUUGCCAAUGGCCCUUCGGCUUCCGAAGAGGUAGGGACAGUAGCAGGAGGGGGCGGCGCAAGAGCAUGGUCUGGCUUGAGUCUGUACGGUCUCGGAAGAUCUGGCAAGUCUGCCACUUUCGCGGAGCCGAACGUUGCUACUACACACUCCACGGGUAGUGCUGCAGGACAAAAUACCGAUGGUGCUGCGAGUUCCAAGCGGAAGAUUCAUGGGCCACUGAAGUCUCCCGCCCUCGACGUCGGCGAUACUGGGCCCUUCCGCAAUGCUUCUAACGAGCCCGCUCGUGGUCUGAAUGCAAGAGGCUCUGCGAAUGCAUCUGGCGACGGCAGGGCAGCAGGCAGCGGCCUCCUCCAACGCACCUUUGCCGGAAGCGGCGCUGGCAGCGGCAAUGGUCCACCGCCGCCUUGCCUUGCUGGUGCUGGGGAUAAGCCAAGGGGCUUCCAGGGUGGCGUGCUGGGUGGACCAAUAGGCAGGACCCGGAAGGACAGCGAGGGUGGUAAUGCUAGUGGAGCUCCGCGCUCUCCCAAUCCCACGAUAAGCGGCGGAGGCGGGGAUGACUCCGAAGCGGCUACUUUCGGCAGCGGAGGCUUCGGCCACUGGACUCGUCCCUCGACGCAGCGCGCGUCUUCGCAGUCCAACUCUACCGCCGUAGCCGGCGCAAAUAAUGCCAUUGCCACUUCUAUUCCAAACUCGCGCAGCCAAGAGUCAGAAGGCAUCUCCGGCUCCUCGUGGGCGGCAAGAUACAAGCGUGAACGAGCGCCAGGCGAGGGGCCGAUGGGCCCGCCUGCGGAUCACAGCGGUGGCUUUGGCAAGGGACGUCCCGUGUUUGAGCGAAAGCGUCCCGUCUCCGGAACCUUGCGUUCUGCGCAGCCAUCCUCCGUCACUGAUCAGCACGAAAGGUUACUGGGCUCGAGUGCCGCUGCGACUGCGAAUGCGCUGCAUCAGCAGCAGCACCACCACCAGCGUCUGGAGGACCUCGAGGACGAAGCAAAGAUCCUCGAUGCGUUGCGCUUGGAGGAGGAGGAGCGACAGGCGGCGCGUGAGGUGGAUGGCUGGUCACCCGACCGGGCGUUCUGGUACUACAAGGACUACGAGGGCCGCGUGCAAGGCCCAUUCGAUGCGAACAACAUGCAGGAGUGGUAUGCACAGAGCUACUUUAAAGCCGACUUGCUCGUGCGCCGUGACGAGGAGGACAAGUUCAGGCCACUCGGUGAGGUCAUCAAGGAGGUUGAUAACUCCGUCGAACCGUUCUUGCUGCCGCCGCCCAAGAGGGAGGGGAAGCAGCAAGAUGGGCAACAGCAGGAGCAGCUGCAAGAGCAUGAGGGUGAUCACCUGCAGCCGCAAAUGCAGCAGGAGCAGGAGAAUCAACAACAGCGCGACGGGCAGGUACCCGCACCGUCGGCCGAAGAAAGCACAUUAUCGCCGUGGCCCUUGAACGACACGCAUGCUGCGCCUCCCGUCGGCGUAUUCCAGAGCCCGCUCACGAUGCUUGGGCAGCACGGCGUUCCGGGGUUCCCGGGCCAGCCUUCGCCAUUUGGUGCUCUGGUGCCGCCCCCGCCGGCAUCGUUGGCGCCGGCCAACCCGUUCGGCAUCCCUGGCGAAAUGAGUCUUGAGGAAAAGCUGCGCCACCAGGAGCAGUACGUCCUUAUGAUGCGCCGCCAGCAUAUCAUGGAGCAGCAGCUGCGCGCUGGCAUGCCGCUCGAUCAGCGCGUCGCCGCUGCUGCAGCUUUUGGCAUGGUGAUGCCACACUCGCUUUCGCAGCAGCAGCAACAACAGCAGCAGCAGCAGCCUUGGACGGGAAGCAGCAUGGAUGCGUGGGGAUAUGCGCACACGCAAGGUCUAGGGCUGCCGCAGGCGCCCUUCGGGCUACCGCCUGGUGGGGUGCAGCCGUCACAACUUUUGCAACAGCAGCUUUAUCAGCAUCGACUUCAACAGCAACAGCAGCAUCCUUUCCUUGAGCAACAACAGCAUCAUUUACAUCUUCAAGACCAGCUUCAACAACUUCAACAACAUAGUGAACAGUCGCGCUCCCAGCAGCAGCGACAGGCGCAGCAGCACAAUGCCGGUGGCGUGUGGAACGCCUGGGGUGCGGCGCCGGGUACGCCAAAGACUACGCAACAAGCAGAGCUCAAAAGUGUACCCGACGCCAUCGGUACACCGCGGCGCUCACAAAGUCCAGCUCCAGAAGCCGCUACCUCCGCCGCAGCCGACGAGCCUGCGCAGACGGAGCCAGUUCUGGAAACUGCACCAGCAGCCGCAAUAGCUGAAGGCUCUGCACCUGCAGAGCCGGAGCUGGAGCCGCAGCCGCAACCGGAAGCUUCUGGGCAACUCGAGUCUGCGCAUCAGCUUGAGGGCUCACUCGAGCCUGGCGAAGAGUGGGUUGCCGAUCAAGGACAGCAGCAGAUGCAAAUCGUCACCACGCGCAAGCAACGUAACAGGAAGGCGCGAGAGAACGCCGAGGCGGACAGCAAUGCCGCAGCAGCCAAGGCGCGCGGAACUUCCAGCGCCAUGGCCGGUAAUCUGAAUAUCAUGAGUGCUGAUGAUUUCAAGAAAGCCACAACUCCUGCCGCUUCUCAGCAGACACAAUCUUCGACGUCCGAGCCCAGCAUGCCUUCGACGCCUGCUAAGCCGGCUCCUUGGGCUCAAGCAGCGGAGGAGAAGCCAGCUACUCUGACAAGUCCUAGCCUGCGCGAAAUACAGGCGGCUGAACUCAAGGCUGCGGAGUCGAAGAAGGCCCUGGAAAGGCAGGCCGCAGCGAACCGUGCGAAAGCUGCUGCUGCUGCUUUUGCGUCGGCUUCAUCGUCUGCCCAACCGAUCACCAUGUCCUGGGGCCUCGCUAGCGUACCUUCCUCAGCAAGUAAGACAGAAGAAGCUAGCGCGUCUCCGACAUCAGGGUCCGUCGGCCAUGCGUGGAGCACAACUACAUCGUCGACGACCAAGAAGACGCUCGCGGAGAUCCAAGAGGAGGAACGCAAGCGAGCACAGCGCGCCAAGGAGAUCGCAGCUGCGGCGCGCGCUCAACAGGCUGCAGCGGCCGGUGGUAAGGCGUACGCCGACUUGGCUGCCAGCGCUGCAAGCCGGGCCGUCAGCCAGCCAAACCUCGCACCUGCUCCAGGGUGGAGCGUCGUUGGCGCUUCGGGAAAGCCUGUUGGUGGCGCCAGUAGCGGUACAGUGCCAUCCAACCGGUCGUCUGAUGCCAUGGCUAGCCCGCAGCGAUCGGCCAGCGCGGGUACGGCUUCCGUCAAGCCUGCACCUGCCGUCGCCGCUGCGCCACCUACGAAUGGUACUGCCGUGCGAUCCUCCGCCGCACCUUUGUCCUCAUCAUCAGGAUCGUUGUCUUCUUCGGGCCCUAGUCCGGAAUUUGUCCGCUACACCAAGGAGCAGCUCAAGGGCUUGAGCGUCAAUGUGGACGACUUUGUCGACAUGCUGCUCUCCUUCCCGCUCGACCCUUCACCGGAUGUCGUCGAGAUCAUUGCCGAGAGCAUUUAUGCCAACAGCAGCACGCUCGACGGGCGUCGCUUCGCGGCUGAAUUCGUUGCUAAGCGCAAGAUGGACGCGCAAGGAUGCGGCUUGGGCGCAACAGGAAGCUCAGCUGCAUCUUCUGGCGCGUCUGGUCUUGGUCGCCCGGCGGAGCGAAGCGCCAGCGACGUGCUCAAGUCUCAGCCUUCGAGGCGGGACACCUUCGCCGGCUUCCAGGUUGUCCAGGGCAAAGGCGGUAAAAAGAAGGGCGGAAAGUGAGCGCAUGGGCAGUAUGAAGGCGAAAGCCAUGUCUUUAAACAAUGAAAUGCAAUUGCAACUAAAUGUAUUGCUAGCACUGAAGAAUGCGGA
Tilletiaria anomala UBC 951 is the source of this 4475-nucleotide messenger RNA. RefSeq lists its product as uncharacterized. Gene Ontology annotation, molecular function: protein binding. The coding region runs from base 228 to 4385 and encodes 1385 amino acids. The transcript is spliced from 4 exons. NCBI's taxonomy places the organism in Eukaryota, Fungi, Basidiomycota, Exobasidiomycetes, Georgefischeriales, Tilletiariaceae. The record is from RefSeq and is a predicted model, not a curated record.